UCCGGCGUGUCGACCUUGGGAGCCGAGAGCUCCCCUCGAGGCGCAUAUAAAGAAGUGAACAGACGCGGCGGCCGUUGCAGAGAGAGAAAACUCCGGAACGUAGCCGCAGCGCGAACUUGGUCUCCUUUUCUCUUAGUACUUACGAACCCGAAGCAGCGGUCGGUCGACUGACAUUGGCCGCAUUCACUUCCGCGCUUCUCUUUUGACUUCGCCGCCGCGCCGUUGCUUCCGCCGCGCACCGUCUGCCGACGGAAGGGAUUGGCAGACGACAUUUAGACUGACAGACAGACGAACACGGUGACUCGACGGAGGAAAUAAUUCCAGCAGCCAUCGCCGCCACGCGAGGGAAGUGUUGGAACCAGUGAACGAACACCACGUCCAUUCGAAAGGAUUUGCCACAGGAAUCAAACGACGCUCUCACGCACCAUCAUGCCGCAUCUCAGGCCGGGAGAUGAUGAGUUCGGCGAGCACAAUGUCAUCGUGACGCGCAUUCAGCUGGAGGAUUUCCGGAAGAAGAUUCUCGAGGAGAUGGCUGCGCACCCAGAGCUGUACCACCCGAAGGACGUGCAGCGGAUCAGCGAGAACGACGACCUCUGUCGGCGAUACGUGCGCCACAAGGACCUCGACAUCCCGGCGGCGCUCACCUGGGCGAAACACUCGCUCCGCUGGAGGAAGCAGUCCGGCAUCAACGAUGCAACGGAGGAGGGUUUCCCAAUCGAGUUCUUCCACCACGGGACGCUCGUUCCAUACAACACGGACAAGUUCGGAAGCCACGUCUUGACCCUGCGCGUGAAACUGCACCGCAAGGAUUCCUCGAUGGUGGAGGAGAUGCGCAAGUAUUUCGCCUUCUUCAUGGACAAGAUCAUGUUCGAGAAGGACGCGCUCAGAGUGACCGUCGUGUUCGAUUGCACCGACGCCGGCGUCAGCAACGUGGACAUGGAACUCGUCAAAUUCGUCGUCAUGAUCUUCAAGGAACUGUACCCGUGGGCACUAGGUAAGUGCUGCCUUGAAGCCCUCCCUCUUAGGCCUCCCCUCGUGUCUGAGAAGAGAUCCUAUAGACGGGAUAAGACGACCUCGGUGCGGGGCGCGCGGUUCUAUGUAUGUAUACACACUGCCUCGGCCCUGACUCCACGUCACUGCCGCGUCCCGCGGCGCGGGCUAUCGAACUGGAAAGACGACAGAUUGCAGAUAAAGCACGGCGUCGAAGGGCGCCAUGCGACUAUAUUACGCCGCGGUGCACUAGGGAGCGGAGUAAUCUGCAAUCUUGAUGAGAAACAAUCGUAUAUAUGUAUGUAUACUGCGGGCCAUGACGUAUAUAUAGCCCGCUGUUUCCGGUAUACUAAAGCGUCGGAACGACCCAGUCGAGGAAAGACGAUAAAAGUUAAUGUGUUAAAAGAGAAGAAAGAAAGAAAGGAGGAAACCGAAAUACUGAGACAGAUAACAUGUGAUAUAACCGGUCCUUCGGAGAUCGGACGCGCGAUAGUACAUUCGUGCAGUAAAAGAAAUAAGAAAGAAAAAAAGAACAUUAGAGAAAAGAGGAACCGAAAAUAACGGCACGAUAGAGCAACAAAAAAGAGAGGUUAAGGUAGGCAGGAGGUAAGUUGAUUACGGUGGUGACGCAAAUUCGUUACCUUGGUGCGCUUACAGCUACAGUACGUUACGCUUUGCUGAGAAACUGGUGACGCUGUCUCGCUUGCCAUGUAGGUCGGACCACGAUGAGAUUAAUUUAGCUCACGAAACUUUGAAGAUACGCGGUUUGUCGCUUGUCCAAAGAUAGCAACAUUAAAAGAAAGCCUGGCGAUGUAAAAGCGCGUUCGCGCCGAGAUCGCGACUGCGACAAGUACGCGGAUAAAAUGACUAACUGCAGCGCUAUACAGAAGGACGUUGCAAGCGUCGGGUCACGGCACAUGUAUAGUCAUUGAGCGUUGAAAUGUUCACGCGUUUACUGAUUCAGCUCUUUGUUGUCCUGCAACUGUUGCGCAAAAUACAUUUUAAAGAAGAGCGGUUUGUAGGAGUUUAUCCCCUUCAGUCACAAAUUAUGAUCGACUGUCCAUAUAUGUGUGAAACAUACACAAUUUUAUGCCAAUGUGAUUGAGACUCCACUGAAAGCAAGUCAAGGUGGUAGAAUAAUUCCUUGUGCAUUUAAUGAUGAGUCAUCACAAUUACAGAGUAACUAAAUACGUGAAUAUUGUAAAGUCACUCAUGCUACUAUUCUUCAUAAAAUGAGAAGAAUCACCAGCUCGAAUUACAUGCACAAGUUAUUUAUUGGCGGCAAGCAUUUCAAAAAAAGAAAAAGAAUACUUCGAGGCUGCUACCGACAUGCCCCGCAUCAAACGUCACGUAAGACACGGUAGUGCCUUCACCAAAGCGGUAUACUCUGUAACGCUACAUAUCACUCAAAAGUAAAAUGGAAGUAAUUUAGGUUAGCGGAAUGUUCCACUAUACUCUCAACUUAAUUUUUGUGCUCUAUUCCUUGCUACCACUGCACAGAAAUGGCAAAAAUAGGUCGCGUCCGCAAAUGUGAACGCCGUGACUGAAGGGGUUGUAACAGCUGAUGUUGUCUCUGCCACAGUACACGGAAAAAAGUGUGUCUAUAACUCGACUACUUAUGAGGAUCCGUGCGGAAGUUCGCGCACGUUUUCCUU
Molecule: messenger RNA, 2645 nt
Organism: Dermacentor andersoni
Lineage: Eukaryota; Metazoa; Arthropoda; Arachnida; Ixodida; Ixodidae
Product: motile sperm domain-containing protein 2-like
Cellular component (GO): endoplasmic reticulum-endosome membrane contact site; endomembrane system
Source: RefSeq, a predicted model, not a curated record